Molecule: messenger RNA, 3560 nt
Organism: Spodoptera littoralis (African cotton leafworm)
Lineage: Eukaryota; Metazoa; Arthropoda; Insecta; Lepidoptera; Noctuidae
Source: the annotation of a GenBank genome assembly
GGUAAAAAGGUAAGUAUCCAAGUUUAAAAUUAUUUUUAAUUUUGACAAAUAUGACAACCCUGCAAAAACUAACCUAAAUGAUGCGUUUGAUGUUGUUGUGUCAAUAAAGUGCAUUUUUAGUGAAAAAUAAAUAGUUUAGAUUUACUACAAUGCCGCCGCCACCACCGCCAGGACCAAUGGGAACUGGGACCAUGCCACCGCCACCCAUGGGGCCGCCUGGGGCUAUACCGCCGCCGGUUACUUCAUCUAGCGGUCCUCCAGCAGUUCCACCUGCGAUGCCUCCUACGAUGCCUCCUGCUAUGCCUCCUACAAUGCCACCUGGUAUGGGACCGCCACCGGGUAUGAUGGGAAUGGGUCCUCCUCCUCCUGGGAUGGGACCACCGCCUCCACCAGGAAUGGGACCUCCUCCGGGUAUGGGAAUGGGGCCACCUAUGGGACCUCCCGGUAUGGGACCACCAAGAAUGCCUCCCAACAUGAUGCGUGGACCUAACAUGAAAGGUAACUUUGGGAACCAAGGAAUGGAUAUGGGUCCACCUGGGAUGGGUCCACCGCCAAAUAUGCCUCCUAUGGGUUGGGAGGGUCAGGGACCCCCAGGUUGGGGAAGACAGGAUGGUCCACCAGGUUGGGAUGAUCAUGGAGAAGAAGGAGAUGAAGAUGAAGUUGAGGGAGAUGAAUCUAGUGGCAUGCAAGGACCUCCAUCAAGUUUGCCAUCUCUGUUGACCAUGAAGAUUGAUACUCCUGAAGAGUUCAGGAACAAGCCUGUUGGUGUUGGUGGUGUUGUGCUUCCUAAAGCAUUAGAGGAAGCUCUAGCUUACAAGGACCAGAGACAGGCUGCUCUGGGGGAUGAAACAGAUGUACCAAAAGGGAUCUCUUUUAAUGUAGAAACUGAAGAAGAACCGGAGGCUCCACCAGCCCCAGUGAUCAGUACGGAAUAUGAUGCAGAGGAGGAUGAAGGAGACUCGGAUGAUGAUAACAUUCCGGAUGCACCACAGCCACCUAUUAUCUCUAAAGGAGAGGGCACAGCAAACAAAGCUAGUAAAAAUAAGAGAAAGAAGAAAAAGAAGAAGGCAGCCAGACAGAAGAGGCGAGAGGAAUCAAAGAAGAAAGAUGAUGACACCACUGCAUCAAGCCAGGAUGAUGGCAAGAAGUCCAGUGAUAAGGAGAAUGAAAAGGAGGUGGAAAUUGAAUAUGUGCAAGAAAACAUUCAGUUCCAUGAAUUGGAGCCUAUGUACCGCCAGUUCCAUCGCAUUCUCGAAGCGUUCAAGAUCACGGAAAAGAAGGAUGAUGCUAUCAAAGAGGAAGACAAGGAUGCUCCCAAACCUUCCAAGCCUCAGGAGAAGGUGCAGGACCAGUUUGCUGCUGAUGAAGAGGCAGUGGAGAAAAAUGCUGCAGAUGAAAAGGAAAGGCUCUCAAAACGUAAAUUGAAGAAGUUGUCGCGGUUGUCUGUGGCCGAACUCAAGCAGUUGGUGUCUAGGCCUGACGUGGUUGAGAUGUAUGACGUCACAGCUCGUGACCCUAAGCUACUGGUGCAGUUGAAGGCGCACAGGAACACUGUGCAAGUACCACGACAUUGGUGUUACAAGAGAAAGUACCUGCAAGGUAAGAGGGGUAUAGAAAAACCUCCUUUCGAUCUUCCGGACUUCAUCAAGAAAACUGGUAUCAUGGAAAUGAGGGCCUCCCUGCAAGAUAAGGAAGAAACCAAAACCCUCAAAGCCAAAAUGAGGGAGAGGACCAGGCCUAAACUUGGCAAAAUUGAUAUUGACUACCAAAAACUUCACGAUGCAUUCUUCAAAUGGCAAACGAAACCUCGGAUGACAAUCCACGGCGACUUGUACUACGAAGGCAAGGAGUUUGAGACCAGACUGCGUGAGAAGAAGCCCGGUGACCUCUCCGAGGAACUGAGAACUGCACUCGGCAUGCCUGUCGGACCAGGCUCACAUAAGGUGCCCCCACCAUGGCUAAUUGCCCAGCAGCGUUACGGCCCGCCCCCGUCCUACCCCAACCUCAAGAUCCCCGGCCUCAACGCACCCAUCCCUGAGGGUUGCGCAUUCGGAUACCACGCCGGUGGUUGGGGCAAACCACCUGUGGAUGAGACUGGUAAACCGCUGUACGGAGAUGUGUUUGGACAUCAGAGUAGCGGACAAGAUGAUGUGGAAGACCUAGAUAUAGAUAGAACGAUGUGGGGAGAACUGGAGUCUGAAUCUGAAGAAGAAUCAGAAGAAGAGGAAUCCGACGAAGGAGAGAAGCCUGGCGAGGGUGACAUGGCGGCGGGAGUGGCGACUCCUGGCGAAGGUCUGGUCACGCCGCUCGGCAUCAGCUCCGUGCCACCCGGCAUGGAGACUCCUGACACUAUUGAACUCAGGAAGAAAAAGGUUGAAAGCGAUAUGGAAGGUGGUGACACUCCAGCUCUAUACCAAGUGUUGCCAGAGCGGCGCGUGGGUCUGACCCCGGGCAUGAUGGCCUCCACACACGUGUACGACAUCAGCGCGGCCAACCCGGGCAAGCGAGCAGCCCCAGCAGCUGCAGCAGGAACAACGAGUGAGAGCGGCGGUGGAUCCGCCAUGGGAGGAGUGGAGGUAGCGCUGGAUCCGUCCGAGCUGGAACUGGAGCCCGAGGCAGUAGCUGCGCGGUACGAGAGACAUCUGCGGGAGACAAGGCCCAAGGCACACGAGGAUCUCUCCGACAUGUUGGCUGACCACGUCGCUAGGCAGAAGAUCCGUGUAAAACCCGACAAGACUGGUGUAGUGACUGAUGGGGUGAAGCACUCAAUGAACCCAUUCGAUGAGAUCGCAGUGGAAGAGGCUGUCAGGAUGAAGGAGAAGAAGAUUGCCAGUGAAGUCAUUGCUGUCUCCUGUGGCCCUGCACAAGCUCAAGAAACCCUCAGGACAGCUUUAGCUAUGGGUGCAGAUCGUGCCAUCCAUGUGGAAGUAGCUGGAGCAGAGUAUGAGACCCUGCAGCCCCUGCAUGUCGCCAAGAUCUUAGCCAAACUGUCCAAGGAUGAGAAGGCUGAUAUUGUCAUUGUUGGCAAACAGGCUAUUGAUGAUGACUCAAAUCAAACUGCACAAAUGACUGCUGCGCUCCUGGACUGGCCUCAGGCUACCUUCGCUUCCAAGGUUGAAAAGUCAGGCGAUGGUUUGACGGUGACCCGUGAAAUCGACGGUGGCCUGGAGGUAAUCAAGACGAAGCUGCCUGCAGUUGUCAGCGCUGACCUGCGUCUCAACGAACCCAGAUACGCUACCUUACCUAAUAUCAUGAAAGCCAAAAAGAAGCCCCUUAAGAAAGUGUCAGUCAAGGACUUGGGAGUGGACAUUGCUCCUAGGAUCAAGGUCUUGUCCGUGGAAGAUCCUCCAGUCCGACAGGCUGGCUCCAUUGUCCCCGACGUGGACACUCUUGUCGCCAAGCUCAAGGAAGGAGGCCACGUCUGAACCUUUGUAAAUAGCCAAAAAUGUGUGUUCAUCAAUCAAAAUAAUGCUAAUAUUUAUACUGAGAUUUUGUAUGAACGUGGAUUGUAGAUUACACUGUAUAAAUUGUUAAAAAUAUAAUACAUUUUUAAACUGUUU